GAACCGACCCAUCCCGGGGAACCCGAACCGAACCUUCCCGGGGAACCCGAACCGAACCUUCCCGGAGAGCUCGAACCGACCCAUCCCGGGGACCCCGAACCGAACCUUCCCGGAGAACCUGAACCGAAACUUCCCGGUGCUCCCGGAGAGCCCGAACCGAACCUUCCCGGAGAACCGGAACCGAACCUUCCCGGAGAACCCGAACCGAACCUUCCCGGGGAACCCGAACCGAAACUUCCCGGAGAGCCCGAACCGACCCAUCCCGGAGAACCUGAACGGAAACUUCCCGGAGAGCCCGAAUCGAGCCUUCCCGGGGCUCCCGAGGAACCCGAACCGAGCCUUCCCACAGAGCCCAAACCGACCCAUUCCGGAGAAACCGAACCGAACCUUCCCGGAGAACCGGAACCGAACCUUCCCGGGGAACCCGAACCGACCCAUCCCGGGGAACCCGAACCGAACCUUCCCGGAGAACCUGAACCGAACCUUCCCGGUGCUCCCGGAGCGCCCUCACCGACCCCUCCCGGGGUCCGGGCCCGCCCCGGAUCCAACCCAGGGACCCUGAACCCACCGACCCCCACCGCCCCCCUCGCGGUGCUCCCGGCGCAUCCCGGCGCCCCCGCAGGACCGGGAGCCGGUGUCCCCGCCGGGAUGGCGGCCCCCGCGCUGCUGGCGCUGGCCCUGGGCACCCUGGCUGUCAUGGCAGCACCCCCGGAGGGUCCCCACUUGUCCCUGUCACCCCCGGAGCCGAAGCCACGGCAGCCGUUCAACGUCACCUGCAGCUUCGGGGUCGCCGUCCCCGCCGCCAACGUCACCGUCACCGCCAACGACGACGCCCGGCCGGUGACGCUGAGCCAGGACGGCCACCGGGCCACGGCCACGGUCACCGUCGCCACGGAGGGCAGCGUCCGGCUGGGCUGCACCGUCCUGGCGGGCAGCAGGGAGCUCCGGGCCAGCGCCACCGCCCAGGCCUACCACGUCCCCGUGCCGCUGCUGGACGUCGCCGACGCCGCCGUGGCGGGCACGGCGCUGAGGGGAAGCUGCUCCUUGCCGGCCGGGGCCGUCCGGGACAUCCGCGUGCGGGUGCUGGCCGCGGGCCGCGGCGUCCUGAGGGAUUCCGAGCAGCCCCCGGUGACCUUCGAGCUGCGGGCGCGGGAGGAGGACGCCGAGCCGGGGCUGGAGGUGACCUGCGUGGCCAAGAUGGAUCCCUACAACUCCAGGAGCAAAUCCCAGCGGAUCCGAGUGCUGGUCAAACCGCGGCUGGACCCGGAGCGCUGCCCCCCGCAGCAGAACUGGACGGAGGGGCAGGAGGGGAUCCUGCACUGCAGCGCCGGGGGCGCACCUGCGCCGCAGGUGAGCUGCUCCAAGGACGGGAAUUCCCUGGCCCCCGGAGCCGCGCGUCCCGCCGCCCGCGCCCACGCCGGGACCUACCUGUGCCAGGCCACCAACGAGCUGGGGACGGCCGAGCGCAACGUCACCGUCCGGGUCCACUACGAGGACUCGUUCCCGCUGCUCCCGGUGCUCCUGGGGGUGCUGCUGCCGGCGGCCGCGCUCCUGGGCCUGGCCGCGCUCCUCGUGCUCCGCCACCGCGCCAGGAUCGGCGAGUACCGGCUCUGGAAGCGGCAGCCGCCGCAGGACGCGCGGCCCCUGCGGGCCCCGGGCAGCUCCGCGGCGGCCGCUCCCAACGGAUCCGCGGCCCCGUAGGCGGGCAGGGGUCCUGGAGGGGCCGGGACCCCCUGCCCGUCCCUCCCCCUGCGGCCACCGAGGGGACAGCGACAGCGGGGACCGGCCGGAGCCGCCGUGGUGGAUGCAGCUCCCAGACUGGGGCGGACUGGGGCGGACUGGGGCGGUGAGAUCCACCCGGUUCCCGGCGUGGAUCUCCGGGGUUCGCUCCGGAUUUGAUCCCUCGAGUGUUUUUGGGGUGGAUUUGGUGGAUUUGGCAGCCGGGUGGAGCCGCGGCCGCUCCGGGAGGACGAGGAGCAGGAGGGAGGGGACAGGCAGGCGACAGCGGCGCGUCCCACCAAUAAACGCUGCAGGUGACAUCCUCUGGGGCAGCGCUCCGCAGAUCCGGGGGGUUUUGGGGCAGCGGCACCGGGGGGGGACCGGGCUGUGCCCGCAUUGUCCCCCCCGGGCUGGGGACAGUGCCAGUGUCGCCGCCGCCGCCGCUCCCGGUGCUCCCGGUGCUCCCGGU
Molecule: messenger RNA, 2188 nt
Organism: Onychostruthus taczanowskii (white-rumped snowfinch)
Lineage: Eukaryota; Metazoa; Chordata; Aves; Passeriformes; Passeridae
Product: intercellular adhesion molecule 5-like
Exons: 5
Coding region: 649-1701 (350 amino acids)
Biological process (GO): cell adhesion
Molecular function (GO): integrin binding
Source: RefSeq, a predicted model, not a curated record